UGAACAGUUCGACGCUGCGGAGCCAGAGCUGCGCUGCGCUGCGCUCCUGUGCGCCAUGGCCCUCACAAAUACUGGAAACCCUGUUUCUAUUCUCAACGACUAUUCGCAGAAACUGAGUUUGAAGCUGAUUUAUGAAGACCUGGGCUUUGAGGGCCCCGACAAUAACAGACAAUUCUCUAUGAGAGUCGUCCUCGAUGGGAAACCUUACCCAAAGGGUGUAGGAAAGAAAAAGAAGGAUGCCAAGCUGGCAGCAGCUGAAAACGCUCUGAAGUUGCUGCGUGAGAACCAACCUCCGGAUACAACGGAAAACUCAGCAAAUGCCACUCCCCUUGUUAGUCAAACUAUCAACUACAUAGGUUGGCUUAAUGAGUAUGGUCAAAAAAACAGGAUGCAUAUAAGACCAGUGGAAACGAUACGGCCUGGACCCCAAAAUGCCAUACAUUAUUGUAAGUUUAUAGUUGGUGACACGGAAUACCCAGAUGUUUGUGGAAAAACUAAAAGAAAAGCAAAGGAGAAAGCUGCCAAAGUGGCAUAUGAAAGAAUAAAUGCUGAUCAAUCUAGACAGGUUGGAGAUUCUUCAGGUCAGCAAAGGGACUUCACUGACUCAUCACCACAGAACAUGCAGACGAGUUCAAGUGAUUCUAUAAUAUUUUGUGAUUAUUCAAACCCUGCCGAAUCCCAGAAAAUGUUUAGAAAAAGUGGAUCUGGACGCAUUGGGUCAUCGGCCAACAUGCAAGAGCCUCCUAAGGUGUCGCAGAACGAGGCACUAGAUCCAUCCGAUCAUUCGGCUGAACAUAAUGAUGUGGAAAACCGUAUAACUGCAAAUGCAAGUACCCCACCAGUAGAGUCAAGAGUCACAUCAGACUUUGAAACCCCUACUUUCCUUGGUAAAGGAGGUUAUGGUUCUGUUUUCAAGGCAAAGGAGAAACUGGUGGACAGACAUUAUGCUGUAAAGGUCGUCUCAUAUUCAGAAAAAGCUUUUCGAGAAGUGAAGGCAUUAUCAGACCUCCACCAUGAAAACAUUGUUAGAUACUUCCACUGCUGGAUUGAGGAUUCCAAAAAGCUGCCGGAAAUCAUCCAAAGGAAACUUAAAGAUAUCACAUGUGAAAAGUACCUCUUCAUUAAGAUGGAGUUUUGUAACUCAACUCUUAAACAAUGGAUUAAAGAGAUGAAUGAGAAGGAGGUACAGCACUCCCAGAGAGGAGCAGAAAGUCUUCCUAUUGCAAAGCAAAUUGUCACUGGAGUGAAAUACAUUCAUGACAACAACCUCAUUCACAGAGACCUGAAGCCUGAAAACAUAAUGUUUGGAAAAGAUGGGAAGGUGAAGAUUGGAGACUUUGGUCUCGUCACUGUUGACAAAAGUGAGGACGUGAUGGAACGAACACAAGGACGAGGAACAAAAAGCUACAUGGCUCCUGAACAGAAGAGUAAGAGUUACGAUCAUAAAGUGGACAUAUUUGCUUUGGGACUCAUCUUCUUUGAACUCCUUUGGAAAUUCUCAACCUUCCAUGAAAAAAUGACGAUUUGGGAUGAUGUGAGAGACAACAAGCUUUCCACAGAGUUUUCCCAGGCUUUUCCCCUCGAGUGCAUAGUAAUCAAAUCUUUGCUGAGCAACAACCCAAAAGAUCGACCAGAAGCAAGCGAACUUCAGAAAGAGCUGGAAAGAUUAAACAAACAACAUAUGCACCUGGAAAAUCAAACUGUCUGACUAUCAAAAGACUGAGAGUUAGUGAGGAAGAAAUGCUGUUUUUCCUCAUGGUCUACAAAAAAAUCGAAAUGCUGCACUUAGUUUUCUUCAGUUUCAAUUUAGAUCAGUGAUUCACAAUAAGGGGUACUCGGACUGCUCUAGUGGUCUGUGACUGCAUUACAAGGGCUGCAUGAAAAUAUCUUAUUUCACAGGUAAUACAAUAAAACAGGGCUGGGAUCUAUUUUGCUUUGUGAUGACCCAACAAAAAAACCCUACCUUUUUUCAACCAAAAAGUACAAAGUUUUUUAUAUUUUUUAAUUCACCUUCAGCUUUGCCCCAUUUAAACCAAUAAAAUAGCCUGGUAUCAGCCAUUUCCCCACAUCUUAGCUCAUCAAAGCCAGCUCAGGUGUCAGGAAUGUUGAAAAAAAUAUAAAACAGAUGCAGUGAGUGUGACUAUAUACUUUUUCUAAAUCACCAUGUUUUGGGUGAAUUUAUGGGUUUGUUUUCUAUUCUCUUAAAAUGGUUCAGCUUUGUAAAAUCUUUUUUACCCUAGCAAAUGCAUGAUCUGAUGGGAUAUAUAUAGAGGAAGAAUAUAAUGGAGGAGGGCUCACUGGUUUAAGUUCUGGUAAACAAGGUGUAGUUUUUCUGAACUGUUACUCCUUUAAAAAGCACAUUUUGCCUUAAUUGAGUUCAUCGAUAUGACGCAGCUGUAAGUACAUUAAAUGAAACGAUGGGUUUCUUUUUAAUAAAAUGAUCUCUAGAGAAAUAUUCUAUGAAACUUUCUGAUACAGAUGUAUUGUGUAUUUUUUUGGUUUCCUAUAAAUGUAUUUUUUUUUAUACAUUUGGAUUUUAAUGACAGAACUGGCCUCAGUCAUUUCAACUCUACAAACCCCAUCAUGAAUCAGUACCAACAUCAGUGUAAACAAGAUAUAAUAAAAAAAAUACUGACUGAAUACUGUUUAUUUUUACCUGUUUUCUAAAUAUAAUUCCUGUUCAAUUACGGUAUAUAAAAUGCUAAAACAGAGCAAACAGACCCUCUAUACAAACUGUCAGUAAUAAUUCUACAGGUCAUAAAAAUAGUGCUUAUUUUCUACCAUCAAGAACUUCCCUUCACUACCUGACAUUAAAAGCAAGUCUGUUGUACUUUGCUGAGUACUAUUAUAGAACUGUAAACACCAUCAGAGAUGUAAAGUCUGGUUUAAACCUGAUUCAACUUUGUGUAUCCAUGAUAAAAGGAGUAACAGCAGGCUUUCUAAUAUGGUGCUGACCAUGCAUAAUACUGAUGAGGUACAUCAUUUUGUCUUUUCUUUCAUGCUGUAAAUUUACCCUUACUGGAAAGUCUCUUAUUCCCAUUUAUUUUUGUUUGUCAUUACCUUUGUGUGAAUAUUCAUGCUUCGGUGUUUCUGCAACUGGUGUAUUUCGACGCUGACAAUAAAUAAUCAUUUUAUAUCAAA
Cyprinodon tularosa is the source of this 3141-nucleotide messenger RNA. RefSeq names its product interferon-induced, double-stranded RNA-activated protein kinase-like. The transcript has 16 exons. Gene Ontology annotation, molecular function: ATP binding; protein kinase activity. Lineage: Eukaryota; Metazoa; Chordata; Actinopteri; Cyprinodontiformes; Cyprinodontidae. The coding region runs from base 56 to 1708 and encodes 550 amino acids. The record is from RefSeq and is a predicted model, not a curated record. Gene Ontology annotation, biological process: protein phosphorylation.